AUGGCAACGAUAAAAGAAACACAUGAUUCAUUUGGAGGGCUGAAGAUAAGCAAUAAGGAUACUAUUAAUUUAAGUUUAUUUUGUGAAUUAUGUAAAUUGUUAUUGCUUGAACCAAUACAACUCUUAUGUUGUGGUACUCGUUUAUGUCGAUGGUGUUCAAACAAAGGCUUACCAGAUAGUGAACCAUUUACGUGCUUAUUUUGUAAUAUCAAACAAGCAAAAAAGCAGGCACAUGUAGACCGAGGAGCUGAGCGAGAAUUAAAGAUGAUUAAAGUUGAAUGUUAUUCAUGUUCUUGGAAUGGACUAUACAAUGAUUAUAAACAUCUAGGGCAACAACAUGCAUAUUUACAAUGUAGUGAUUGUCAUGAAGAUUUUUUCUCAGUAAAUUUAUAUGAAGAACAUCGACAAGAAAUCUGUACAUAUCGAUCUAUACCAUGUGGAUUACCUGGCUGUAUCGAACACAUAAAAUGGUCUGAAAUAGCAAUACACUACUUAAGUGACAAACAUCAGAAAAUAUUACUUAAAAUCAUUACUCAACAUAUUGUUUCAAAAAAUCAUUUAGCUAAUAAUCCCAAUUGCUCGACAACUACAUUUGACGUUGCUUGUAAUAUGGAACAAGAAUUUACUACUGUUAAUGAAAAAAUUAAUAUUUUUUUAACAGAAGUAGAUACUUAUUUGAACAAUUCUACACAAUUGAAGUCUGAACAUGAUCAAAUAAAGGUCACAUAUGAUAGUUUAAUUCCGCAAAGAAAUACAGUAAGAAAAAUAUUAAAAGACGAUAAUGAAAAAAUUAAUCAACAUAUACAGGAUCAAAAUGAAAUGGAAAAAAAAAUAGAUGAUAUUAAACAUUUACAACCCUUCACGAAAAACUUAUCAUUAGAUAGCGAUAGUACAAUAACAUUUUCUUUUAUUAAACAUUCUCACGAAAUGAAUGUACCAUUUUCAAUGUACUCAUCCAAAUUUAAAACAUCACAAUUUGGAUAUAAUUUUAUGCUUCGUGUAUGCUCAACUAUUAUAUCUGAAAAUGAAAAUCAAGAAUAUUUAUCAAUUUACAUAACAUUACUUCGCGGAGAAUUUGAUCCAAUUCUUUUAUAUCCAUUUACUUAUAAUAUAUAUCUAUGUUUAUGUGAUCAAUCAAAACAAAAAAAACAUAUUGUAUCAAUAAUAAAACCUGAUGCAAAUUUAUUAUCAUUUGUUCAUCCAACAAGCGAGAAGAAUGAUGAAGUUGGUAUAAUUAAGUUUUGUCCAUUGAAUUUUCUCAAAAAUGUAGAAAAUAAUUAUCUAAAAGAUGGUGUCUUUUUCAUUCGAAUAUUUAUGGACUUUAUGAAUACUGGAUCAAGUCCGUUUACUUGA
Rotaria sp. Silwood2 is the source of this 1353-nucleotide messenger RNA. Lineage: Eukaryota; Metazoa; Rotifera; Eurotatoria; Philodinida; Philodinidae. The record is from the annotation of a GenBank genome assembly.